CGAAGGAUACCUGUGACGUGUCGGCUUUGCAGGCUGCGGGGUUGACAUAUAUAUAGAGAAGAAAGAAUAUAUUAUUCUCAAUUCCGACAAAUACCUAUGAGUUGAUACCUACUCUCAACUCCGUCGUCUGCAACUCAACUCCGAUAGCAAAACCCGGAAACCUAGAAGUCUUUAACCAUGGGUCAAAUAGACGGGUGGGAGAUCAAUUGUGACAUGGGAGAGGGAUUUGGAAGAUGGAAGAUGGGCCCCGACGAAGAAUUGAUGAAACAUGUCGACGUCGCCAAUGUCGCCUGCGGCUUCCACGCCGGCGACCCCUCCACCAUGGUGCGAACUGUGCGUCUCGCCAAGCAGCACGGCAUCCGCGUCGGCGCGCACCCAGGGAUGCCGGAUCUCCUGGGCUUCGGGCGGCGGCGGAUGGCCAUUGCGCCCGAGGACAUGUACGCCGCGGUGCUGUACCAGGUCGGCGCCUUGUCCGGCAUACUCGCCGCGGAGGGCAUGCCGCUGAACCACGUGAAGCCGCACGGGGAGCUGUACUUCUUCGUCCAGCGGGACGCGGCGAUCCGCGACGCCGUGCUGCGGGCCGUGCGCACUUUCAACGUGCCCAUCUAUGGCCUGCCGACGCCGCAAAUGGUCGCGGACUGCGAGCGCGUCGGGGUGGAGCUGAUCCCGGAGUUCUACACUGACAUCGACUACGACAGCCGGGGCGCGCUCGUGCCGGUGGCGGAGAGUGUUCCGGUGUCGCCGCAGAUGAUCAGAGACCGCAUCCUCAUGAUUGCCAUCACGGGACAAGCUAGAUCCGCGACGGGAACAACAGUGGACAUACCGUUGGGUAUGGGCGGGUUCAGCAUAUGCAUCCACUCGGACUUGCCGGGUGCGUUGGAAAACGCGAAAGCGGCCAGAGCGGCUGUCAAUGAGGUUAAGAAGGGGAUACGUAUUAGUAUAUACUAAGUACCUAGGUAGAUACCUGCCUAGAUAGCUAUUAAGUCCCUAACCAUAGUGUGUUCAUAUUGUAUUGUACCUAUUGACAGCAUCUAAGUAGGUAACCUACUUAUUUGGAUGAUGAAGAAGACGAUCAGCGACAAUGGCAUGAAUCACGAAAGAAUAUACCUUAGGUAAUCACCAACAUAUGAUUGUUUGCAGCAGUC
Messenger RNA from Hypoxylon fragiforme, 1145 nucleotides. RefSeq names its product LamB/YcsF. Gene Ontology annotation, biological process: carbohydrate metabolic process. NCBI's taxonomy places the organism in Eukaryota, Fungi, Ascomycota, Sordariomycetes, Xylariales, Hypoxylaceae. The transcript is spliced from 2 exons. The record is from RefSeq and is a predicted model, not a curated record. The coding region runs from base 178 to 948 and encodes 256 amino acids.